This is a messenger RNA of Dioscorea cayenensis subsp. rotundata (Guinea yam), 2039 nucleotides long. RefSeq names its product carotenoid 9,10(9',10')-cleavage dioxygenase 1-like. Bases 1003 to 1905 code for a protein of 300 amino acids. The record is from RefSeq and is a predicted model, not a curated record. Gene Ontology annotation, molecular function: carotenoid dioxygenase activity. Lineage: Eukaryota; Viridiplantae; Streptophyta; Magnoliopsida; Dioscoreales; Dioscoreaceae. The transcript is spliced from 12 exons. Gene Ontology annotation, cellular component: chloroplast stroma. Gene Ontology annotation, biological process: carotene catabolic process.
UUAUGAAUUAAUCUCUUGAACCCUCUUCAUACAUUCUACAUCUCUUUCUCUCUCUCUCAUGGCAUUAACGUUGAGUUCUUGUAUGAUAACAUGUAGCAAGCAAAAGGCAAGUCCUUCUCCAUCUUCCCUCCCCACAACUUGGUUUUCUCAGUGACUUCAUCAUUUAAGCCUUUAAUGAAGGAGGAAUGGAAACAGCUUUCAUUAAAGCUAUCACUUGCCAAACCCUUGCAAAUGAUUAUCAAGACCAUCUUGGAUGCCUUUGUUGAUUCCACUUACAAGUUCGUAGAUCAACCAACUUUUCAUGAGGGAAAUUUCGCUCCAGUGGAUGAAAUCAAGGAAUUGACGAUGGUUGAAAUCUCUGAAGGAGAAGUCCCUCAAGAUUUUCCUGAAGGUGUUUAUAUCCGAAAUGGUGAGUUAUGUGAAGUCUAAUUAUAUUGAUAGAAUGGCAACUCAGGCUUAUAUAUUCAGGUUCAAACUAUUUGUACCCAACUAUGACGGAGGCAAUUUCCAUUUUUGGAAAAACUGCCUACACUUCAUAUGAAGGUGAUGGGAUGCUACAUGCCACUUAUUUUAACAAAGAUAUCGAAGGAAAAUGGAUAAUAUCAUACAAGAAUAAGUAUGUCGAGUCCAAAACAUUCCUGAUUGAUAAAGCGAAUAACAAGUAUGGCUGCAUACCUUCAGCUGAUGGACAACCCUUUGCCAUCCUCGUAGCUCUUAUUCUCAACUUGAUGAGAUUUGGCAAAGCAGCAAGAGAUAUUUGCAACACUAAUGUGUUUGAACAUGGAGGAAAAAUCUAUGCAAUCACGGAGAACCACUCACCUUAUGAGAUUGAUCCUUCUACUCUUAAUACUUUGAACGAGUGGAGUGUCAAUGGAGCUUGGGACCGUCCAUUCACUAGUCACCCAAAGAAAGUUCCAAGCACAGGAGAGUUGGUUAUGAUGGGGAUGUCAUAUCAUUAAACCUUACUUUCUUUUGGGUGUUAUUUCAGCUGAUGGCAAACAAAUGCUUCACAAAGUAGAUUUAAAAUUCAAAUCAAGCGCAUGCAUAAUCCAUGAUGUUGGUGUGACAGAAAACUAUAAUAUCAUUUUAGACUAUCCUCAAAAGUUUGGAAUUGAAAGGCCAAUCCUCGGGAAACGAUUUAUUGAAUUUGAUCGAGAUGCAAAAUCAAGAAUAGGAGUGAUGCCUCGGUUUGGUGAUGAAGAAUCCAUUCUUUGGUUUAAUGUCAAGAAUCAUUGUACUUACCACCUUAUCAAUUGCUUUGAAGACGACGACAAGGUAAUCGUCAGAGGUUGCAAAUUAUUAGAUACAAUAAUCACAACUCCAGACGAUAAGAUUGAACGAUCUGAAUGGUAUAGAAGAGCUUACAUUCAACAUGAUGAAAGUUCACAAGAUUAUGAUCCUUCAAAGGAUGGGGUUCUUUUCUCUCGCCCUUAUGAAUGGAGGCUUAACUUGAAAACUCAUAGAGUGGAAGAAGGGUAUCUUAUUGAAAAUGGAGUAGCAAUGGAUUUCCCAGUUAUUAACAAUCAAUUCACAGGGAUUAAGAAUAAGUAUUCCUAUACUCAAGUUGCUGAUUCAAUUGCAAGCUCUACAAUAGGGAUGUUCAAAUACAAGAUGUUUGCAAAGCUUUACUUUGAUGAACAUGACGAGGAAAUUAAUGGAAAUAUCAAAGUUGAAUAUCAUGUAAUGGAUGAUAAUCACUUUUGCUCUGGAAUUGAGUUUGUGAAGAAACAAGAUGCGAUUGAUGAAGAUGAUGGAUGGGUGGUAUGCUAUGUCCAUGAUGAAAACAAGAAUCAAUCCAAAGUAUAUAUUAUUGAUGCAAAGAAUUUCUCAAAAGAACCUGUUGCCAAAUUAAAAUUACCUCAAAGAGUACCUUAUGGCUAUCACGGCAUCUAUUUGUAUAAAUGAAAUCAAGGAUGUAGAUGAUACAAUUUUGUGUUAAAGUAAAAUAUUAUUUUAUGGAAAUAUUCUAAAUAAUGUAUUUGUCAUGUGUAGUUCAACUUUUUAUUUUCUUAUUUUCAUGGCAACCAAGCUUUUUGGAA